Lepisosteus oculatus (spotted gar) is the source of this 4113-nucleotide messenger RNA. It is a transcript of the gene mastl, whose product is annotated as microtubule associated serine/threonine kinase-like. NCBI's taxonomy places the organism in Eukaryota, Metazoa, Chordata, Actinopteri, Semionotiformes, Lepisosteidae. Gene Ontology annotation, biological process: intracellular signal transduction; peptidyl-serine phosphorylation. Gene Ontology annotation, molecular function: ATP binding; protein serine/threonine kinase activity. The record is from RefSeq and is a predicted model, not a curated record.
UUGUAAAGGCAGGCACAGGCCACAAUACAAAGGACCUCAACGCGGAGCGGUUUUCAAAUUUUCAUAACAAGGCUAGAUGGGUGUUGAUGUUGUCGAAAUUUCCCUCGCCAAAGGCGCGAUGGAUGGAGAAGAAAAAACCCACAACUUGAAUCUUACCAAAAUGACAGAGGCACCUGAAGUGCCCAGACCUCCAUCGGUUCACGACUUCUUGGUUUUAAAGCCGAUCAGCCGCGGUGCCUUUGGAAAAGUGUACCUAGCACGGAAGAAAAGCAACUCUAAACUGUACGCAAUCAAGGUGGUGAAGAAAGCUGAUAUGGUGAAUAAGAACAUGAUAGACCAAGUAAAGGCAGAGAGAGAUGCACUGGCUCUGAGCAAAAGCCCCUUCAUUGUGCACUUGUACUAUUCCCUGCAGACUGCCAGUAAUAUAUAUCUGGUGAUGGAGUACCUCAUUGGGGGGGAUGUCAAGUCCCUUCUUCAUGUGUAUGGCUACUUUGAUGAGGGCAUGUCGGUAAAGUACAUUUCAGAAGUCGCUCUUGCCUUGGACUAUCUUCACAGACAUGGGAUCAUCCACAGAGACCUGAAGCCAGAUAACAUGCUUGUGUCCAAUGAAGGUCAUAUCAAGCUGACUGACUUUGGCCUUUCCAAGGUUAACCUCAAUCGAGAAUUAAACAUGAUGGAUAUCCUGAUGACACCUUCCAUAGAGAAGCAGAAACAGGAUUAUUUCCGUACUCCUGGUCAAGUUUUGUCUCUGAUAAGCUCCCUUGGUCUUAAAACGCCAAUGGAAGGCAAACAGCCGAAUUCAGCCUCGGCAUUUGCCAGCCCCAUGUCCUGUGAGAAAGUGCAGCGUUUCCGAGGGACUCUGUACUCGCCUUUGAUGACCAGAAGGAGAGAACUGCUGCUUAACUCUCCCGUUUGCAGCAGCAGCGCUACCCGUGCUUCCUGCCUUGAGAGUAUGGCAGCUAGCCCUGGCGUUCCAGUGAGGUGUCUGACUCCCAGGUUGUUGAAGUCGAGGAACAGGAUUGAGACCUCCAGUGCCAGCAACCAGUCUUAUAUUUUCCCCUCCAGCACAGAGUCUGACAACUGUGUCAGCCCUCAGUGGGAGACUGAACGGCAGGAACUGGAAGGAAAAGAGAAUUUUCGUUAUCCAAAGGAAAUCAGUGGGAUCAACAAAACAGCACCAGUCAAUUCUGCAAAGCUACAGGAUGGACUUCCAAUGAAUAAUUUCAGGAAACCAGGGCGGGAUUCUGUUCUAGCUCCGAUGGACAACUGGGAAAAUCAAAGAUCUCAAAGAGGAAGCAGAGAAACCGUUCCAAAAGAGUUAUCCAGGAAGUAUCUUUAUGAAAGCGAGUUUACUGAAAGAAAGAAGUUGCAGUUCAAUGAAAAGGAUUCUUCCGCACCUGGUCCACAGAAUCCCGAAUCUCAUGCCAAAACGCCAACUAAAGAUGUUUCAGAAGUUACCGGGCUAUUUUGUGUGCCAGCAUCGGUGAGCAGCAAGGAAGAAGAAAGCCUUAGAGAGACGACAGCUGUGCCUACUGGAGCUGUAAAAAGAUGUUUUGAGCAAGUGGACAGAAGUCCUCCUGAUCACGCAGUUCAGGCCAAGAAGACCACUGCUGAAUAUAAGCGAGGUUUUCCAAUAUCCAAAAGCGAGACUAAGUUCAGCACAGGCUUAACAACGGCGUUUGCUCUUGUAAUGCUUGAAGAGAUCCGAAGUGGUCAAGAUGCACCUGCAACUUCUAAAGAGGAGCCAUCAGAGAGAACUAGUCCUGUUCCCAUCGCUAAAAACCUGCUGUGUGAGCUCGAUGAACAGUGCGGCAAGCAUAACAUCCUGGAUGCUAUGAACUCUAGUGUUUCCUCUGUGGAGGAGGAUGACCGAGAGCUAAGGAGAAGUCUAAGCCUGGGUUCAGAUUGCUCAGUUCCUGAUACGUCUGUCACUGACAAAGAGAAUGCCAAACUAGACAGCAGCACGAAAGAUCUGCCAUUUGGCAACGAUCACAGGAAAGAGGACCCCCUAUUAAACCAGCAGGAGCAUUUAUCAGGCACCAACAGACUGAAGCCUCUUAGUUCAACAGACCAGUCGAUCCAGGGCAAAGAAACGGAGCUCUUUAUUGAUUCCCAUCCUUUGCAAUCAUGCGGGACAAAACCAGCUCCUCUCCUUAAGCCUAAGAAUAUCGUGGCUUUCAGAAGUUACUGCAGCUCGAUCAACAGGUCAAACGUGACGGAGAGCUCGCGAAUGAGCCUGGGUUCCAUGGAUGCGAUGGAGACCUCGUCGGCCUCCCUCCGAAAUUAUUCCCCAGCUGUAACGCCUGUGCAGAAGAGCAGAAGAUCCAGCACUUUCAGUGCAUAUCAGACUCCCCAGCAGACCCCCCCUCAGACGCCAUUCAGGACCCCCAAGAGUGUGCGCAGGGGGCCUGCUCCCGCGGCCGGGGAGCCCCUGCUCGGGACUCCAGACUAUCUGGCUCCAGAAUUGCUUUUAGGAAAGCUUCAUGAUUACAUGGUAGACUGGUGGGCUCUGGGCGUGUGUCUCUUUGAGUUCCUGACCGGUGUGCCUCCAUUUAAUGACGAAACGCCACAGCAAGUGUUUCAGAACAUACUUAAUAGAGAUAUUCCUUGGCCAGAAGAUGAGGAAGAACUGUCACCGAAUUCAAGAAAUGCCAUUGAGAUCCUUCUGACCAUGGAUAUGACCAAAAGAGCAGGGCUGAAAGAAUUGAAACAACAUCCACUUUUUGAGGGUUUGGUCUGGGACAAUCUACAGAAUCAACCCAUGCCUUUCAUUCCGCAGCCAGAAGAUGAAACAGACACUGCCUACUUUGAAGCUCGAAAUACUGCCCAGCAUAUUACGGUUUCUGGCUUUGGAUUUUAGAAUUAUUAAAAAGACGUUUUUAUUGCAGCCUCUUUCAAGGUCAGAAACAUUAAAGUGCUUAGAAGCUGCUUUUUAAAAUUAUGUAUUCAAAAUGGGAAAGUGCAAUUAUUUACAAUCUUAGAAUUGUUGGUGUCUAACCUACUAAUCACUGCAGUAUUAAUUAGAAUAUCAUGAUAAUCUUUGGGGAGUCACAUCAGGAUUUACUUAUUAAACUUAACCUUAAAUGACACUAAACAAAACUAUUUUAAUCUGUGUGAUAGUGCGCAGAGCAAGAGUCUUAAAAUCAUUUAAUAUAUUUUUUUAACAUUUCCCCCCUUAAACUUUUGUAGUUUCUUUAUAAACAGACUGAAGCUGUUGUAGCUUCAUUGUUAUGUAAUGAAGACAAAAACUGUCACAUAUCCCAAUAAUAUUGUUAAUCGGGUGGCAGAAUGAGCACUACUGAUUUCUAACCUGAUCACUCUAAAGUACUCAGGGUGACUUAAAACUGCAAUCUGUGAUUCAAAACUGCAAAAAGUAGGUACCCGUGCACCACAAGAGGUCAGAAACAAACAUUUUUUGUAAGUAUUUAAGGUAAACAUAGGACACACGGCAGGAAAACAAUUCACAACUUCUGCUGGGCCUUAAAAACUUUAGAAAUGGCUUUGUGAGAGCCACUGAAAAGUUAUAGGAGAUCUUGGCAAAAACCACACUACUCUGUUAUCCCUUCCUAUCAGUUUCACAGCCGGGAGACUGUCCUCACUGCCCAAAGGGGAGACUUCCUUAAGGUCAGUGCUGAGAAAGGAGCAGUGCUAUCUAGCUGUCACAUCCUCUGAAGACUGAACAGAACUCACUUUAGGAACACUCCCAUUCAGAAGUGUUUUUAUUUAAGAUUUCUUUACCUGUGUUCUUAGAUGUACUUUUACAUAACUUUGUUUUCAGCAAUUUGGGUAUAAAUGUUGUCAGACUAUGUAUUUGUUUGUGUUUGCUGUAAUAUUGAAAGUUGUAAAAUUUCCACAUUACUCGGGUUUGUUUUACUUCGUCUUGUUUGCACUGUUAUGCAUGUAUGGAAUUAAUGUAAUUUGUGUGGUAAUGGUGGAAGAGACUGUUAUAGUAAUGAUGGAAGAUACUAUUUUAUGAAGAUUGACAUUAAUCUGAGUGGGAUCUGUAAGAGUGAUUGAAUUAUGGCUUUGGGAUUGUAAGUAACCUUUCAUGAAAGUCUAUGAAAAGUGCAGAGUCAAAAUGUUUAAUAUAUUAAAGCCUGCUUUCUUUUUGUA